Messenger RNA from Acanthosepion pharaonis, 1080 nucleotides. NCBI's taxonomy places the organism in Eukaryota, Metazoa, Mollusca, Cephalopoda, Sepiida, Sepiidae. The record is from the annotation of a GenBank genome assembly.
AUGAAAGACGCUUUAAUUUUGAUUUUGGGUUUCUUGAAAAUUACAUCGGUUCUGGCAAUUUUAUCUAUCUAUCUAUCUAUCUAUCUAUCUAUCUAUCUAUCUAUCUAUCUAUUAGGUUGGUGCAAAAAUAAUGACGUAAGAGUGUCGUUUUUGACGUUAAAAAAUACGUCAAAAAACGACAUUAUUACGUCAUUAUUUUUGCACCAACCUAAUAUCUAUCUAUCUUCGUCUCUUCAAAUCUAUGUCGAUUAUCUGUUUCACUCGUCCAAAUCUAUCUAUCUAUCUAUCUAUCUAUCUAUUUCAGUAUGUUCAUAUCUAUCUCUCAAUGUCUCUCUCUAUAUCUAUUUAUUUCUGUCUAUUCAUUAUCUGUCUAUUUAUCUAUCUAUCGAUCUAUCUCUUUACCUAUCUAUCUAUCUAUGUCAGUAUGAUCAUAUUCAUUCAUCCAUCAUAUCAUCUAUCUAUCAAUCUAUCUAUUCAUCUAUCUGUCUGUCUAUCUAUCUAUAUCUAUCUAUGAUCUAUCUAUCUAUCUAUCUAUCCAUAUCUAUUCCAUCUAUCUAUCUAUAUCUAUCAUAUGAUCAUAUCAUCUAUCUAUCUAUCUAUCUAUAUCAUCUAUCCAUCUAUCUAUCUAUCAUCUAUCUAUCUAUCAUCAUUCAUCUAUCUAUCUAUCUAUCUAUCUAUCUAUCUAUCUAUCUAUCUAUCUAUGUCAGUAUGAUCAUAUCUAUCUAUCUAUCUAUCUAUCUAUCUAUCUAUCUAUGUCAGUAUGAUCAUAUCUAUCUAUCUAUCUAUCUAUCUAUCUAUCUAUCUAUCUAUCUAUGUCAGUAUGAUCAUAUCUAUCUAUCUAUCUAUCUAUCUAUCUAUCUAUCUAUCUAUCUAUCUAUCUAUGUCAGUAUGUUCAUAUCUAUCUGUCUCUAUCAAUCUCUCUCUGUUCAUUUCUCCCUCUAUCUCUCUAUCUCUCUCUCUCUCUCUCUAUCUAUCUAUGUAUCUGCCGUCUCUUCAAAUCUAUGUCGAUUGUCUAUUUCACUCGUUCAAAUCUAUCUAUCUAUCUAUCUAUCUAUCUAUCUAUCUAUCUAUCUAUCGUAA